Molecule: messenger RNA, 3222 nt
Organism: Symbiodinium pilosum
Lineage: Eukaryota; Dinophyceae; Suessiales; Symbiodiniaceae
Source: the annotation of a GenBank genome assembly
AUGACAGACACCGAUCUGGCGCAAUUUCGCGAAUCAACACGGGCAUGGCUUGCGGAUAAUUUUCCGGCAUCCCUGGCUAAUAAAAUGCUCGGCUACGAGCGUAUUUCCGAUCCGGAAAUGGCGCAGCAGUUAGAAGUCUGGCGACAGAAACUGGCUGAACAGGGUUGGGGCGCACCAACCUGGCCAAAAGAAUAUGGUGGUGCGGCAUUAAGCCAGCCUGAAGCCCGUGUCAUCGCUCAGGAAAUGGGCAAGAUUGGCGCAAUGAACCCGAUUCCAUUGCUGGCGGGUAUGGGCGUGACCAUGGUCGGCCCGACGGUGCUUGAAUACGGUACGGAUGAGCAGAAGCAGAAGCACCUGCCUGGUAUUGCCAGCGGCGAAGUGCGCUGGUGCCUUGGUCUUUCUGAACCAAAUGCAGGGUCGGAUCUGGCUUCGCUGGCUACCAAGGCGGUUGAUGAAGGGGACUAUUUUGUUUUGAACGGCCAGAAAAUCUGGACUUCCGGUGCGGAUAUUUCUCAGUGGUGUGGUGCCCUUGUGCGGACUGAUUCGAAUGCUAAAAAGCGUGACGGUAUCAGUUUUGUCAUGCUGCCUAUGGAUCAGGAGGGUGUGCAGACCAAGCCGAUCCGUCUGAUUGCAGGUGCCUCUCCUUUCUGCGAAACGUUUUUCACUGACGCCCGUGCGGAAAAAGCGGACCUUCUGGGUGACCUGAACGAUGGCUGGAGUGUGGUCAAACGUUUGCUGCAACAUGAGCGCCAAAGCCAGACCAGCGCUCGCGGCGCGCCCACCAAUAAAGCAGAUUCGUUGCAGGAAGUGGCUAAAAAGUAUGUCGGCACGGAUGGUGAAGGCCGCCUGGCAGAUGCUGAUCUGCGUACUCGCAUAGCCAAUCAUCUGAUGGACGCUCAGGCACAUGGUUUGACCGUUGCCCGCAUAACUGCCGAAGCUCGGGGUAACCCCAAGGUGAGUGCCGCGGCUUCUAUCCUGAAAAACUCAGCGACCAAGGUUGCGCAGACAAAAUCUGAGCUGACUAUGGAACUUAUGGGUAACCAGGGUAUUGGUUGGGAAGGGGAUCACUUUACCGCGGAUGAGUUAAACAACGUGCGCGAUUGGUUAUCCGGCAAAGCCAUAUCCAUCUACGGCGGCUCCUACGAAGUGCAGAACAAUAUCAUUUCCAAAAACAUUCUCGGUCUACCCGCGAAAUCCUGGGUGACAGAACAGUCUCCGGUCCUCAAAUUCAGACAGAUGCGCGACAGCGGUGUCGAACUGAAGUACACCCCGACAACCUGGAACGCGAUGGUUGAAAUGGGUUGGACCGGUAUUCUGGUGCCAGAAGAAUUUGGCGGGUCUGACCUUGGUUACCUGACUUUUGGCGUUGUUCUUGAAGAGCUGGGGCGACAACUGACCGCUUCGCCGCUCUUUGCCUCAGCCCUUGUUGGCACUUCAGCCAUUCUGCUGGCGGGCAACGACAAGCAGAAGCAGGCAUUGUUACCCAAGGUGGUUGAUGGCAGCGAGAUUUUAACCCUCGCAGUUGAUGAAACCGCCCGACAUGCGCCAGCUCAGAUAGCGCUGCAGGCUACCGCCUCUGAUGGCGGGUUCAAGCUGCAGGGAGAAAAAACUUUUGUCAUGGAAGGCAUGGCGGCAACCACUUUUAUUGUCGCGGCACGUACGUCAGGCACUGCCGGUAAUGAAGCGGGCAUAACCCUCUUCUGCGUCGCUGCGGAUGCUGCUGGUUUAACGCGUGCACCUAUCCAUACCGUCGACAGUCGUGGGCACGCUCAUCUAAAAUUUGACGAUGUGUUUGUCUCAGCGGACAGUGUGCUGGGGCAGGUAGAUGCAGGUUACGCAGAUCUGCAGGCAGUACUUGACCGGGCCAGCGCUGGUCUUGCCGCGGAAAUGUUAGGCACGGCAGCUCAAGCGUUUGAUAUGACGCUGGAAUACUUGAAAACACGUGAACAGUUCGGCCGCGUUAUCGGCUCGUUCCAGGCAUUGGGUCAUCGUGCUGCUGAGUUGUACACGGCUAUGGAACUGGCCCGUUCCUGUGCCGAGCAUGCACUCCAGGCCAUUGAUAGCCAUGCAGACAACCUUGCCGAGGUGUGUUCCCUGUCGAAAUGUCGAGUGGGUGAGUUUCUUCACGUCAUGUCUAACCAGCUGAUUCAGAUUCAUGGCGGUAUCGGCAUGACAGAUGAGUUCGACGCAGGUUUCUAUCUGAAGCGGGCGCGAGUGUUGGAAACCGCCUUUGGGAAUCAGGCUUAUCAUCGCGAUCGUGGAACGCCUGUCGGCAUAGCUGUCCAGGAAUUGAUGAAAUAUGCCGGUGUUGAAACGGACCAUAUUGCAAUUCGAACGUCCUACUACCAGGGUAUUGAUAAAACUGACAAUCAGGUUCAGGUGCACAAUUUAGGUUAUCUGUUGGAGCAUCUGAACUACGACAAUUCUGUUCUGAUUGUAGAUGAUGUAUUUGAUCGCGGGCGCAGUAUUGAAGCAAUAAUCUCAGAACUGGAGCGUUUGACCCGACGCAACCUGCCAAAAGAUAUCCGCAUUGCUACGGUGUGGUUUAAGCCUGAGAAAAAUGUCACAGCUUUGAGUCCGGACUAUUAUGUUCAUGAAACCAACCGUUGGCUGGUUUUUCCGCACGAGUUGGAUGGGCUGACCGACGAGGAAGUGCGCGGAUGGCUGAUGGCCAGUGAAGUUACCCUGCUUCUCGAACGAUACAAGCAGGGUGAUACGGGUGCAUUUAAUGCGCUUGCGGAGCUGAUUUACCCACAGCUGAAAUCGAUGGCCCAGCGUCGGACGCGCGGUGAAGGUGGCCUCGGCGCAACAAUGCUGGUCAAUGAAACCUUCCUCAAGCUGCUCUCCGGCGGCGAACUGAAAUUCGAAGAUCGACAGCAGUUUUUUGCGCUUGCCGCAUCCAUCAUGCGCCAGGUCAUUGUUGAUGAAGUACGUUAUGUCACCGCACAAAAACGCAGUGGCAGUGAACACACCUUCACGGAUGCAAAAAUUGCUGAUCCUGCUCAUGAGGAGGCUGAGUUUCUGCUGCAGGUAGAUCAGCUUCUGGAACAUCUGGAACGUGACGAUGAGCAAUUGGCACGUGUCUUCGAAUGUCGUUAUUUUGCGGGUUUCACCACUGCGGAAACCUCGGAAGCACUGGGUAUUUCCACUCGCUCAGUAGAGCGCAUGUGGGCAUCCGCUCGAGAACGCAUUGCUGCACUCAUGCAGGACAGCACCCGGUAA